Messenger RNA from Euleptes europaea (tarantolino), 1506 nucleotides. It is a transcript of the gene MINDY1, whose product is annotated as MINDY lysine 48 deubiquitinase 1. Bases 1 to 1506 code for a protein of 501 amino acids. Gene Ontology annotation, cellular component: cytosol; cell periphery. Gene Ontology annotation, biological process: protein K48-linked deubiquitination. NCBI's taxonomy places the organism in Eukaryota, Metazoa, Chordata, Lepidosauria, Squamata, Sphaerodactylidae. The record is from RefSeq and is a predicted model, not a curated record. Gene Ontology annotation, molecular function: K48-linked deubiquitinase activity; cysteine-type deubiquitinase activity; cysteine-type carboxypeptidase activity. The transcript has 9 exons.
AUGGAACCAGCCGAGUCAGCAGACCCUAAAGGGGAGGUGGAGAAUGAAAGCCCCUCGCCCGAAAUCGAGGCCUCCCAGGGGCAAGGAAAAGAGGACCCUGGUGUCGGGAAAGGUGAGGAGGCGACCGCGAGAGAGGACCCCAUGUUGAAUGGGCAGGAUCAGGAGGAGGGCUUGGGACCAAGCUGUGCGGAGACCCCCUCUCCCGAUGUCAAAGAGGGGGCAGAUGACGGGAGCGAGGCCCCGCACCCGGCGUCCGCAAAGCUGGAAGAGGCAAACCCCGGAGACGAGGAAGAGAUGGCGAGAGAGGAUAUCCCGUCAGAGAGCGCUACAGCUCUGCCGGAUGCCCUCGAUCCCAGCCCAGCCGUCACUGACCCCAGCUGCAGUGCCACCACCGAGCAGGCCACGGAGCCCCCCAAGGAGCGGCCUGCCCCGAGCAAUCCCCCUGAGCCCCCCGACUUCUACUGCGUUAAGUGGAUCAACUGGAAAGGAGAGCGGACGCCCGUUAUCACCCAGAGCGAGAAUGGGCCUUGCCCACUCCUUGCAAUCAUGAAUAUCCUUUUCUUGCAGUGGAAGGUCAAGUUGCCCCCCCAGAAAGAAGUGAUCACGUCCGAUGAACUGAUGGCACACCUCGGGGACUGCAUCCUAUCCAUCACGCCCCAAAAGGAGUCAGAAGUCCUCCAACUGAAUUUCCAGCAGAACGUCAACGACGCCAUGACGGUCCUGCCCAAACUCUCGACGGGCCUGGAUGUGAACGUGAGGUUUACGGGAGUCUCCGAUUUCGAGUACACCCCCGAGUGCAUCGUCUUUGACCUCCUCAAUGUUCCUCUUUAUCACGGGUGGCUGGUGGACCCGCAGUUAGCAGAGGUGGCCCAGGCCAUCGGCAAGCUGAGCUACAACCAGCUGGUGGAGAAGAUCAUCACCUGCAAACACUCCAGCGACCCCAAUUUGGUGACCGAAGGUCUGAUCGCAGAGCAGUUCCUGGAGUCCACGGCCUCACAGCUGACCUACCACGGCUUGUGUGAGCUGACCUCCACGGUGAAAGAGGGGGAGCUGAGCGUCUUCUUCAGGAACAACCACUUCAGUACCAUGAUAAAGCACAAGAGCCACUUGUACCUCCUGGUGACCGACCAGGGAUUCUUGCACGAGGAGCAGGUGGCCUGGGAGAGCCUGCACAACGUGGACGGGGACAGCUGCUUCUGCGACGCCGAGUUCCACCUCAGCCACGCCUUGGGCAAGGAGGCCGCCGGCGGCUCCCCACAGGAGCAGCAGUCGAAUCAGAGGCAGGUGGACCAGGACUACAUGAUCGCCUUGUCUCUGCAGCAGCAGCAAGGGGGGGCCGUGCUGAGCGACCUGGAGCUGGCCCAGCAACUUCAGCAGGAGGAGUAUCAGCAGCAGGAGCCCCCGCCCGCCACCCCCCCGGCACAGGCGAGAGCGCAGCCCUCCGCCCGCCCGGCUGGAGAGCGCAGGCAGCGGCAGAAGCCGGAUACGGACUGCACCAUCCUGUAA